CUCCUCUUUCCUUCCUAUAUAAGGAAGAGAGAACGCCAGUGAUAAAUUCAUUGGCAUCCGCAUUCCUUAGCAAACGAACAUGGCUGAUGAUAGCGGUGGAGAUUUACCCGCCUUACCUGAAGGCUGCGUUGCAACCGUGCUCUCGUUUACGGGUCCUCGAGAUGCGGCCAGAUUGUCCACGGUUUCUUCCACAUUCAAGUCGGCUGCCGAAUCCGACUCCGUUUGGGAGCGUUUCCUUCCUCCAGAUUACCUCUCUAUUAUCUCCGGUUCAUCUGAUUCGUCUUUCCUGGCCUCUUCUUCCUCCAAGAAACACCUCUUUCUCCGUCUUUGCGAUAAUCCUAUCCUCAUUGACGACGGCAGGAAGAGCUUUUCACUGGACAAAUGGAGUGGGAAGAAAUGUUACAUGCUUUCUGCGAGGGACCUCAUGAUCGUGUGGGGGGAUACUCCUAGAUAUUGGAGAUGGACUUCUGAACUCAAAUCCCGAUUUGCAGACGUGGCUGAGCUUAUUGGUGUUUGCUGGCUUGAAAUCCGUGGUAAAAUUAACACUCUUAUGCUAUCCCCAGACACCCUCUAUGUAGCUUAUCUGGUGUACAGGACAACAGCAGGAGCCUAUGGUUUUGACCACCAGCCUGUAGAAGUCACAGUGGGACUCGCUGGAACUGAAGGUUGCAAGAAAAGUGUUUAUUUAGAUGCAGAAAGGGAGCGACAGCAGCGAUACCAAAUCGUGGUCCGGCGAGUGGGGUUAUUCCGCCACAGCCAUGCAAUGGGAUUGCAAGCACCUGUAUCGACAAGGGAGAACAAGAAGAGUGGUCAUCAUAAUCCACAGGAAAGGGAAGAUGGGUGGUUGAAGUUGGAACUUGGCGAGUUCUUUAACAAGGGAGGUGAAGAUGGGGAAUUGGAAAUGAGCAUUGCAGAAGUAAAUGGAGGUGAUUGGAAAGGUGGGCUUAUUGUUCUGGGUAUAGAGAUUAGGCCGAAAGAGGAUAAAUAUCGUACCAAAUAAGCAAGGGUCCUCAGCUCUUCAUUUUCCUAAAAAAUUGUCUAUUUCAUAUAAAUAUAAUAGCUAUAUGAAGCAAAAGUGACCUGCAUCUGGGCCAAGUGCUUCUGCCUUCUGCUGGUGAAUAGUGAUGUUCAACUUAGGCCUGCUCUUCUCAUUUUUGGAGUUGCCUUUUUGUUAUUUAAUUCCACAUUUGUAGUGAUAGUAUUGCAUCCUUGUUGUCUAGCUAGUAAGCCUCAUCAUCCGAAUGUUUAGCUUAUAAUUUUAUACAGCUAAAAGCUGCUAUGAUAUUUUCCAAGAUUAAUUAUGUAAUCUUGAUGCUCCACUUUGGACAACCAGUGAAUAAGAGAAAAUGAACAUAUUCGGCUUGCUUUAUUUGGAUCA
Messenger RNA from Manihot esculenta (cassava), 1378 nucleotides. Its product is annotated as putative F-box protein PP2-B12. The transcript has 3 exons. Lineage: Eukaryota; Viridiplantae; Streptophyta; Magnoliopsida; Malpighiales; Euphorbiaceae. Bases 80 to 1000 code for a protein of 306 amino acids. The record is from RefSeq and is a predicted model, not a curated record. Gene Ontology annotation, molecular function: protein binding.